Molecule: messenger RNA, 579 nt
Organism: Pundamilia nyererei
Lineage: Eukaryota; Metazoa; Chordata; Actinopteri; Cichliformes; Cichlidae
Product: fucolectin-like
Exons: 3
Coding region: 1-579 (192 amino acids)
Source: RefSeq, a predicted model, not a curated record
AUGGCCACUCACAUCCUCUCUCUUCAAUCGCCAGCUUCCCACGUGGGGAAUGUUCUCCUCGACAGCUUGCCCCAGCCUCUGAAUGUCUCUCUCCAUUACGGCGAGGGAUACCCAUUACCCAAUGUGGCACUCAAAGGAGAAGCUACCCAGUCAUCUACACUCUCCUUUGCCACUGCGUCCAAAGCCAUCGAUGGCAGACGGAACUCGUUCUAUAGCAAUGGGUUCUGUAGCCACACGGCUGAAGACGAGACCAACCCCUGGUGGAGGGUGGACCUGCAGCGAAGCUUUACAAUCACUGCUGUAAAAGUCACCAACAGAGGAGACUGCUGUGCUGAAAGACUGGAUGGAGCUGAGAUCAGAAUAGGAAACUCACUGGAGAACAAUGGAAACAAUAAUCCCAGGUGUGCUUCCAUCUCACAUAUCAAAGCAGGUAAAACCUACACAUACCGGUGUGAUGGAGGCAGCAUGGAGGGUCGCUUUGUGAACGUGUUUCUUCCUGGACAGAAGAAGACUGUCACCCUGUGUGAAGUGGAGGUGUAUGCUGCCCCAGCAGGUAGAGCUUUAAGUGACUGGAUCUGA